Messenger RNA from Helianthus annuus (common sunflower), 865 nucleotides. Its product is annotated as peptidyl-prolyl cis-trans isomerase CYP20-1. Gene Ontology annotation, molecular function: peptidyl-prolyl cis-trans isomerase activity. The transcript has 7 exons. Lineage: Eukaryota; Viridiplantae; Streptophyta; Magnoliopsida; Asterales; Asteraceae. Gene Ontology annotation, biological process: protein peptidyl-prolyl isomerization; protein folding. Gene Ontology annotation, cellular component: intracellular membrane-bounded organelle. The record is from RefSeq and is a predicted model, not a curated record. The coding region runs from base 86 to 700 and encodes 204 amino acids.
CAUCACACUUGCUUAGAUUACAUCACCUUUUUUCUACUUACAAACCUCAAGACGGCUGAAAAUCACAUCACAGACAGUAGCCAACAUGAAGCUGCAAUCGUCCGUACUCCUCUGCUCUCUGCUUCUCAUCGGAACCCUAGCUCUCACCGAGGCUAAGAAAUCAAACAAGGAUUUGAAGGAAGUGACUCACAAGGUGUAUUUCGAUGUUGAGAUUGCUGGAAAACCUGCUGGAAGAAUUGUUUUCGGUCUCUUUGGAAAGACGGUUCCCAAAACAGCAGAAAACUUCCGAGCUUUGUGCACAGGGGAGAAAGGCACCGGAAAGAGCGGGAAACCGCUUCACUACAAGGGAAGCGCAUUUCACAGGAUUAUUCCGAGCUUCAUGAUUCAAGGCGGUGAUUUCACCCUUGGAGAUGGUAGAGGCGGUGAAUCGAUCUACGGAGAAAAAUUUAAUGACGAAAACUUCAAGAUCAAGCAUACCGCACCAGGACUAUUGUCAAUGGCAAAUGCUGGAAAAAACACCAAUGGCUCACAGUUCUUCAUCACAACAGUCACAACCAGCUGGUUGGAUGGUAAACAUGUUGUAUUUGGGAAAGUGUUGUCUGGGAUGGAUGUUGUUUACAAGAUGGAAGCUGAGGGGACACAAAGUGGAACACCAAAAACCAAAGUUACAAUUGUUGAUAGUGGUGAACUACCUCUAUAAUCAAUCUAUGUUUGAUGUUUUAGGCUUCAUCAGGGUUCUUUCUUUUUGUUUUGUUUGCGACACCGGUUUGAUGUUCGUGUUAUGUAUCAAGCAUAAGUUAUAACCAAACCUUUGAAUUUUUUUUUGUUUUAUAACUUAGUCACUCGUGAUCGAGUGUUAACACUA